AGAUCGCUUGUCAAUCAAACUGCCGGGUCAAGAGUCAAUUAGGCAUACUAGACACUUCCAGGCAGGUGUGUUGAGGCAAGUUGGAGCUAAACUCUGCAGGACAGUGGCCCUCCAGGACCGAGUUUGUAGACCCCUGCUCUAAAUCCUAAAUACUUCAUGUAAAGUUAAAAAUUGUGAACUUUAAAUAUUCCUUAGGACCAUAGUUGGCUAACGAUGCUUUUGGGAAACGUACCACUGAAUGGCAAGCUAUCGUUACUUUCAGCGAUAUCCGUUUAAAAAAAAAGCAAGGUUCAUGAAGUAUUUCUUGCAUAGUAACCAUAAUUUAAACUGUGGUAUUUCAGUUAAGACCAUAGUAAAGUAACAAAUAGAUGGCUCCUCAUUACUAUGUUGAGAUCUUCAACUAUACUAACCAAACUAUGAUACUUGCUAUGAAAACCUAACUGAAAUUUGAUCUCCCUAUAUGAAUCAUCAAUGUUACCACCAUAAGCAUUCAGUUCUACUAUAGUAAAUUUUCAUAAGGGUCAAAGAUUUGUUGCACUUCUAUAAAAUAUAAUAUCAGUAUUCUAUUCAUUUUAGUGAAUAUAUUGCUUCUGUACUCACCGGCUCACAGCUAUCCUUCAUAAAAGCUCUCAUUGUGAGCACUGACGUGCACUAUGAGGGUUUCUUACAUGUUUGUCUGUGUUUGUGCAGGAUAGGGGGCUGGGUGGAUGCUGCCACCAGCACAUGUUCAGAUGCCAACUGACUGUCAGCUGUCAGAUACAGAGAACUGAAAUCAUCUCCAUGCAAACACGCACAAAUCUGAGAAUUAAAUAUUCAGUGCAGUCUCAUGUGUAUAGCUGUACAGCUCUGAAAUACUCUCUUUAAAAUGAGUUAAUCAAGCCUCACUAAGUCAAGAGGCAGAGAUAUUGCGUGACCAUGUGCGCUUAUUAAAUGUCGUGUCAUCUGAAUCAGAGAGGACGUGACCAGCAUGCAAAACAAACAUACACAUGCACAGCUGCAGUGCUCUUAAUAAGGGCCAUGUUGUUGGUUCAACAGAUACUGCCAUAGGCUAAAAAGCAUAUGCCCCCUCCAACAAGAUUUAUGAUUAAAUAUGCUUCCUAAAUUGUUAAAUAUAUAGGUCUACUAAAUAAUCAUUGUAGACUAUUUUAGUCACACAAAUGGAAGAAUGUGGGAAUUAUGCAUUAAAAAAACAUUUACGUCAAAACUCUUUUUUUUUUUGUGUUCUUUUGAUGUAUGAUGGACACUUUUGACAGCUUUUCAGUCCAACUCAUCUAUUAUAGGCCUAUAUAUAAUAAUAAUCCCUGAUAGCACACGUACAUCUCAGAGACGUCUAUUUGAUAUGCGUGUUUACGUCUGGAAGACGUAGGAUUUUUUAGAGUGUUUGCUCAUCUGCAAUACGGCUUCCUGUCAGAUGUCAAAUAGACGUUUAGAAAAUGUCUUUCAGAUGUUUAUGAUUUAUAAUGUAUGUAAAACUGACAUCUUAAAUACGUCUAUCAGAUGAAGUGAUCUUUAACAGACAUCUUGCAGACGUACAUGUGCUAUCUGGGAUAAGAAUAACAAUAGCAUGUUACUAGCAUGAUUUAACGUGUUUUGCAUGCCUUGGCACAUUGCUAGCAUGAAUUAACAUGUUGCUAGCAAGUUUUAGCACGUUGCUAGCAUGAUUUUAUCAUACUGCUAGUAUGUUUUAGCACAUUGCUAACAUGAUUUAGCAUGCUGUCAGAAUUAUUUACAUUGCAAACAUGAAUUACCAUGUUGCAAGUGUUUUAACAUCUUGCUAGCAUGAAUUAGCAUGUUGCUAGCAUGUUUUAACACAUUGUUACCAUGUCCUAAGCUAGUUGCUUGGUUUUGCUUGUGAUAGAUACUUGGUGGAUGAGUUAUUGUAUAAAAGUUUUGACCCCCUCAAUGAAAGUCUAUUAGAUUUUUCAUAGAUUUGAUCAUCCGUUUAACGAAAACAUAGUCCAAUCAGUUAGAAAAGAUAUAGCAACCCAGUCUGAAUUGACCCGAGUUUGGUGGUUGUAGCUUUAAAGCUACUGACUAAAUUUAGUAAGAAGAAGCUUAAAUAGGAUUUCAAUAUGUUGGCUUGACAAAAAUCAUAGGAAAUAUAAGUUCACAUGUUUUAAUUUGUGACUGUACAUUUUUUUGUAGUGCAUUGUAUUUCACUAUAUCUGGGCCAUUUGAAAAAUCUAAUCAAAAGCAUGUGAUGUUCUGAUCUAGUCACUGCUUUUCUGCUCACUUUAAUUCUCUCUUUCUUACUUCUCUCUCUCACACACUCUCUCUUUCUCUCUCUCCUUCCUCCUCCACUGCACAGCUGUACUACAGCAGACACACAUAUUCUCUCCGUUUCUCUAUUAACAUUGUGCUUCCUCAGUUUUCCACUCAAUGUUUUUGUCGCUCCAAUUUUUAUGCGCUGAAGGCUAUACUCAUCAUCCUUCUACAGAUUAUUCUUCUCAUUCACCCUCUUCAUUCUGCAUCUCCAUACUCCAUCCUUUUUAAUUAUUUUUUCUCUCUUUCCAUUUGUGCUCGUCCUUUCCCAUCCCUUCAUCUCUUCCCUCCUUCUUGUCUUCAUCCUGGUCUCAUCUCCACUUCACUGCUUGUUAUUUUUUCUUCUGCUCUUUCUCCAAUGGAGGCUGAGGCACUUUACAGUUUCAGAGCGAGUGAAUGUGAUGAGCUCAGUUUCCAGAAGGGUGACAUCCUGAAGGUGACAAACAUGGACGACGAUCCAAACUGGUACACAGCUGAGCUGUUGGGUAGGCGGGGCUAUGUACCGAAGAACUAUAUCAAUGUAAGACCUCACGCGUGGUUUGUGGGUGGAAUAUCACGGCAGGCUGCAGAGAACCGUCUGAGACCGCUGGAGUGUGGAGCGUUUCUCAUUAGGGAGAGUGAGAGCACACCAGGAGAGUUCUCUGUGUCUGUCAGUUACGGGGACCAUGUGCAGCACUUUAGGGUUUUGAAAGAUGGAUUAGGGCAGUACUUCAUAUGGGAUGAAGUCUUCAGCUCCCUUAACCAGCUGGUGGACUUCUACAAAAUCAACAGCAUUGCCAAAGAGAGGACCGUCUUCCUGCAAGAGCCUGAGGGUUCAUUAGCUAGGCCACGUCAUGCCCAUGCCCUCUUUGACUUCACAUCUCAUCAUGCGACUCAUCUCCGUUUCUUGCGCGGUGAUGUCAUUGACCUGCUGGACUGUUCGGAUGCCCAGUGCUGGAGGGGGCGGUGCCGUGGAAGAGUAGGCGUGUUCCCACCAGAGUAUGUGCAGCCAAUUUACCACUGAACUUCAAAUAUGCGUGUCAAUCUCCUGAACAGCUAAAUUCGCCUGAAUGAGAGCCUGAGACUUAUUCAUCAAUUACACAUUCUCUUCAUAAAUCCAAAGGUGAACUAAGCCUUAUGCAUCAAUAUUUGGUGUAUCAGGCGAUUAAGGUUUGAAUGAAACCUUAUGUGUCACGGUCAGCAUUUGCCCAUCAAUCUCUUUGUUAAUCAUUUUCAGCAAAACAGGACGCAAUUCUUAACUUGUCAACAAACCAGUUUUGUAACACCCUUAAGGAUCAUAACAGUUGACUAUUGAGUGACAUUUACUCCCUGAUCAGCCAUUAUAUGAGCUUCCUGUCUAUUCUUCUUUCAAAUACUUUCAAGUCCUUUCAAAUGGAGGAAAUUGGAGUAUUGAUUUGGUAUAUAUAUAUAUUUUGCACUUAAUUAAUGUUUUAAAUUGACAUACUUACUAAAAAGCACAUUGUCUUUGUCAUUUUUUCACACCUACUAUAUAUUCCCUCAUUUAAAGUAAACAUUCAUAAUAAAGUUCUACAUACUUGGAAGAUCUGAUAAUGAUUUUCUUUGUUUUCUUCUUUUUUAUUUCCUUAGCAGAAACAUACUUUUGAAGUUUACUAAUGACCCUUUUUGUGAUUUAAAUGAUUCAAUCUCAGAUUAUUAUUCAGAGACAACUUUAAAUCAUUUGCAUGUUGACUCUUUGUAAACACUGUGGCUUUAUGGUGCUAUAAAAACAUUUGCUCGACCAAUGGCGUGAGUCUAGGGUGGGGCUAUCACAUUGUUCAGCCAAUGGCAGAUUGUGGGAGUGUCUGGGAUGCCUGUUGUAUUUAUUUUUGCAAUUCUGUUUAGUGUCACAAAAAAUACACACUUUAACAAUAAAUAAACAAAUAAUAGAUUUUUUUUUUUACUGUAAUGUUGAAAUAUUUGAGUUUAGACCACAAAAUUACUCAUUUCCAAAACCAUAAUUUGAGAAAUCAUUGAUAAAAUGAACAAAAAUAUAUUUAUGUUGUUAAAUAGGUGAAUGAUUGAACUAAUUCUGUACUAAAAAAGAUAUUUUAAAGAAUGUCACCAACCAUAAAGUUGACGGGCCCCAUUGACUUUCAUAGUAUGGGGAAAAAAUGCCUAUCAACUUUUUGUGAUCAGCAGAAGAAAGAAAUUCAUACAGGUUUGAAAUAAAUUGAGGGUGAGUAAAUGAUGACAGAAGUUUCAUUUUUUGGUGAACCAUCCCUUUAAGAGAGGGUUAUUUGAUUGUUAUCAUUCAUAUGUCUGUUCAGGAAGACCUCUGACUGAUGUUCUAAUGGAAAACAAAACAUAUCCACCCAUGCCAUGUGAAAACAUUUGGGAAUCUAUGCUGUUAAUGUGAUGACCAUAAAAAUAAGCAAUAAUAAGCUAAUUUUAUUUUCAGAGUGACGUAAUUUAAGCAAUUCUUUCCUCUGCUGAUCAGUUUAUUUAUUACAAGAAAUGUAAUUUCAUUGAAAUGAAAGGUUAAACAGUUGUUUUUCUCUUUAAGUCGCAACUGCUGUUCAAUGAUAUGCAAAAUAUACAGUAUAUAUCAGCAAGCUUUGCUGCAAUGCUAACAGUCUGACAUGUACUGUGAUAAAAUAUGAGUCAGUCAAACUGCUGACUCAUCUUCACACCUAUUAACAUAAAUUGCCUGCACGCAUUUAAUACAUGAUAGACAUUUUAACUGUACAAGUUUUGUAGAAAUAUAGCAAUCAGGUGUAAUAUUGCGUAAACAAUGUAAGGAUGUAUUUUACGACCAGAUAUUGUCUCUCUGAACUUUCAACUCAAGGGGAAAAAUAAACUUUU
This is a messenger RNA of Megalobrama amblycephala (Wuchang bream), 5064 nucleotides long. It is a transcript of the gene grapb, whose product is annotated as GRB2 related adaptor protein b. The transcript is spliced from 5 exons. NCBI's taxonomy places the organism in Eukaryota, Metazoa, Chordata, Actinopteri, Cypriniformes, Xenocyprididae. The record is from RefSeq and is a predicted model, not a curated record. Bases 2621 to 3265 code for a protein of 214 amino acids. Gene Ontology annotation, molecular function: protein binding.